AUGCCAGGUGGAGCCACCGUCUGCUCCGGUCACCGGUUUCAAUGUCUUCCUCUUCUUCCACACUCAACUCGUCCCCAACUCACCAAUUCAACUCGGUCUCGACUCGUUUCUGUUAACCCCCAAUCCGUUUCAUGUUUUCAUACGAAGCUUUUCUUCAAUUCCAAUCGGUUUAGUGUUACUCUAACAAGAGCUGCUGAUUCUUCAACCACCACAACUUCCCAAUCUUCUGAUGUUCCUAACAGUAGCAUCACACUUGUUCCCGAUGAUGAAAUCACAAUUACUAAGGGUAUUGUUCAAUUCUUUCGGAUUUCAUUUGGUGUGAUAGGACUAAGUCUUGGAGUCUCACUCUUGUCCUAUGGUUUUGGAGCAUACUUUAAUAUUCUCCCUGGAUCUGAAUGGUCAGCUAUAAUGUUAACAUAUGGGUUCCCUCUUGCUAUUAUUGGCAUGGCGCUCAAGUAUGCAGAACUCAAGCCAGUGCCAUGCCUCACAUAUUCAGAUGCUUUCAGAUUGCAGGAAAAAUGUGCAACUCCUAUUCUUAAGCAGGUGAAAAGUGAUGUUACCAGGUUUCGCUACGGGGAUGAGCAGCAUUUAGAAGAAGCAUUGAAACGGAUUUUUCAGUAUGGUCAAGGAGGAGGAAUUCCCAGAAGAAGUGCACCUGUUCUACAAAUAAUUCGUGAAGAGGUCACACAAGAUGGAAAAUACUCUUUGGUCUUGGUCUUCGAGGCUAAGUCUCUGAAGUUGUCUGAUUUUGAACAGAGACAGGCUAAAUUUACUUCAUUCUUUGGGCCUGGAAUUACCGGAGAAGUUGAUAAGGGCGAAAAUGAUUUUUACGAGGUUCGACUUAUCUUCAAUACAGACCCUAAUGCAACUUCUUCAUGA
Messenger RNA from Lathyrus sativus (Indian pea), 879 nucleotides. The record is from the annotation of a GenBank genome assembly. Lineage: Eukaryota; Viridiplantae; Streptophyta; Magnoliopsida; Fabales; Fabaceae.